AGAGCACUGCAUUCUAAAGCGAAUACAGUCGAUUGCGGGCAAUGAGUGCCGUUCUCAGAUUUUGGAGCUGCGUUUGGUUCUGUUUCUGUCUGCUCUGCGAAUCAAUCGAAUUCAAUGAAAAGAAAUUGCACGAUCUCUCUAAAAGUUCAGAUAUCGAUGGCAAUGGGAUCGGCAAAAAUAAAGAUCCGGUCGCCUUCCAAGAAAUCGAAGUUAAUUCACUGCUUACAGAGUAUUUGGAGUCACCGCUAGGCGUCGACAAGGAUGUUCCUCGUGUCUCCUGGCAAAUCCAGACCAAAACCAGCGAUGACCAAAAGCACGGUUUCACGGCCGAUGCUGUUGCGACCGGGAAUGUUCGUCGCCAAGUCUUUCAGGAUUCAUACCAAUUGCAUGUGUCGACUUCAUCAGCGUCGUCGAGGUGGAAGGAUUGCGGGUGGGUUGCAUCGAACGAGACUAGUUUGGUUCCAUUGGAAUGCAAGGGUCUGACCCCAAUAUCCACGAGUGACAUGAAUGUUUCGUGGAAGGUCUCCGUCAGGCUCGACGAUGGCUCGGUGAUCGAAUCGGCGGUUGCCUUCUUUCGAACGGGUAUCUUCGGUCCGUGGGAUGCCCAGUGGAUCAGCGGGGGUGGUUGGGACAACACCGACGAGAAGGAACGAACUCUUUUCCGCAAGGAAUUUUCGGCAGGCGCUUCCAACGCUGGCGCUGUUCCCACCAAAAACCAGCCCGCCCGUCCUCAUGCUACAUUGUUUGUGGCGGGACUGGGAUACAACCACGUCUAUUUGAAUGGAGUUCGAGUCGGGGAUCAUGAAUUGGAUCCUGGAUGGACGAACUACACAAAACGGGUAUGGUAUUCGACUUACGAUGUGACGGACCUAGUUCGAUUCGCGGAUGCCGAGGAAGGGGCUUCGAAUGACGAUUUCAACGACGACGAUACGAACAAUGUCGUAGCCGUCAUGCUUGGCAAUGGCUGGUGGAGUUGCGGGCCACCACCAGGAACGGGACAAGAUUACUGCACAAGUGAUCCACCACAAUUUAUUUUGCAGUUGCACAUUGACGGACAACCCGUUCUCGUAUCCGACGAGACGUGGCUAGCUUCGGCCGAUAGCCCGAUUCUCUACAACUCCCUAUACAACGGAGAAAUCUACGACUCCAGGAUCGCCAAACGCAUUCGAGGUUGGAAUACUCUGCACUACGAUGACUCUGAUUGGGAGGUAGCAACAUUAGCAACAAAUGAUGCAACUAUGGCCACCCUGGCCUCCCAGCUCUUCGAGCCUAUUCGUCACAUAUCAUCCAGAAGACCAAUCUCCAUUGUGGUUGCUGGCAAAGGCGACAAUCUUACCCAGGUAGUUGAUUUUGGUCAGAACCAGGCAGCAGUGGUGCGAUUGAAACACUUCGUUUGCCCCGCUGGGACUACGAUUGCAUUGCGGCAUGCGGAACUCAUCAUGCAUCCACCCUACGGGGAAUACGACAAUGCCACCAUUUACGUUGAAAAUCUGAGAACCGCGAAACCGAACGACUACUAUAUUUGUAAUGGCGAUCCGAAGGGAGAGUCCUACAUUCCAUCUUUUACACAACACGGUUUCCGGUACGUGGAGAUCACUGGUCUAAACUAUACACUGGAUCCUACAGACGUCGAAGCAGUUGAGCUACACACGGAUGUCAAACAAACAUCCUUCAUUCAGUUUGCCGAUCCGUUGCUGAAUCAGAUCCAACACAUGGUGAUGUGGGGACUCAAAAGCAAUUUUAUGAGCGUCCAAACAGAUUGCAAUCAGCGCGACGAGCGAAAAGGGUGGAUGGGAGACGCUGCGUUGACUGCCGAAGCAGCCGUUUUGAGCUACGGAAUGGGAGCUUUUUACACUCACUGGCUGGUGAGUACAGGUCUUGGUCUCUCUUCUUUCGUUCAUAUCUUAUUUCUAGGUUGCCUAUACCAAGUUUGUACCUCACACGUAUUUCUCUUGCCGACUUCCAGAUGCAAAUGGUUGAGAAUCAGAGUCCCGAUGAUGGUAGUAUGCCCAAUAUAGUACCCCCAAUGGGCAGAAUAGAAGGUGCUCCCAACUGGCAAACGGCUUAUCCGAUGAUUCUAUGGGUCAUGAUGACGUACUACGGAGAUCGUCAGCUCAUCUUCCAGCACCACAACUCUUUAGUGAGGUAUUUCGACUUUUUGGAGGCAAGCUACAAUAAAAAUGGUUUGAAAAACUUUCGGACCGGAUUCGGAGAUUGGGGUACGUUAAUAUACAUCAUACAACCUCAAACCUCAAAAAAUCAGAUAGCAUUGUGCUCACAGGAUUCAAUAUAUUUGAUGUUGUCAUUUCUUUCUUGAAAAGUGCCACCAUGGCCUCAUCCGAAAACCGAUCUACACUUCAUGGGAGCAUUUGCAUUUUUGGGAGACCUCAAGCUAGGUAUAGAUAUCUUUCAAUACUCAGAUCACCCAGAUUCUGACACCCAGGUUGAACGCUUGACCA
This is a messenger RNA of Pseudo-nitzschia multistriata, 2459 nucleotides long. Lineage: Eukaryota; Bacillariophyta; Bacillariophyceae; Bacillariales; Bacillariaceae. The record is from the annotation of a GenBank genome assembly.